Molecule: messenger RNA, 705 nt
Organism: Ixodes scapularis (black-legged tick)
Lineage: Eukaryota; Metazoa; Arthropoda; Arachnida; Ixodida; Ixodidae
Product: putative nuclease HARBI1
Exons: 3
Source: RefSeq, a predicted model, not a curated record
ACCGACCUGGUCAUACGGGAACUCUUCCCAAAAGUGGUUCAGUUUCCCGAUGCUACCGGGCGCCGCAGCGUAACGCACGUUUUUUACAAGAUCGGAAAGUUUCCGGGAGUGACCGGCUGCAUUGACUGCACACACGUGAGGAUAAAGAGCCCCGGCGGCGACGACGCUGAAGUAUUCCGUAACCGGAAGGGGUACUUCUCCAUCAACGUGCAGGCCAUCACAGGACCCGAGCUCCAGUUCUUCGACGUCGUCGCAAGCUGGCCUGGCUCCGUCCAUGACAGUAGGAUUUUCGACAACUCUCGAGCCAAGGUCCUCUACGAGGAAGCAGUGAUGACCGGGGUGCUCCUUAGGGACAUGGGCUAUGCCUGCACGCCGUAUUUGAUGAGCCCCUUUGCAGAUCCAGGCAAGGCAGGCAGCCCUCAUGACAGGUACAACAAGGCCCAUAUCAAAACUCGAAACAGCAUCGAGAGGGCAUUCGGGGUUUGGAAGCGGCGCUUUCCAUGCCUCGACAUGAGGCUUUAGCACAAGCCCGAGCGAUCUGCAGGCAUCAUCACGGCCUGCGCGGCUCUCCACAACCUGGGACGGCAACUGUUGGACCCUUGUCCGCCAGCCGUGCCCCUGCCCCCACUGCCUAAAAAGUGUCUGAUCUCCUUGUGAGAAAAAUAUACGAAAUUAACCAUUUCGCGAUGCAGUCAACAGCCAUUA